Spodoptera exigua (beet armyworm) is the source of this 687-nucleotide messenger RNA. The record is from the annotation of a GenBank genome assembly. NCBI's taxonomy places the organism in Eukaryota, Metazoa, Arthropoda, Insecta, Lepidoptera, Noctuidae.
AUGGAUGCAAAGCUAGCCGCUUUAGAGGGCAGAUUGCUGCCAGAGAAGUCACUUCGCCCAGCCCUCGCCUCAGAUACUAGGAGACUUGCAUCCUCUAAGCCAGAGGCGACAGCCAAAAAGACGAAGCGGAAGAAAAGUAAGAAGAAGAAAACAAACGCAAUCACAUCCACUAUGGUUGCAGAUUCGCCUGCGGGAAUAGUCACUUCGGCUGCAAAGGAUGUAGGUAUGACCGGGAACAGCAAAUUCUCAAGAUACCACCACGUGGUCAUUAGAAGUGGGACAAAACAAAACUUAUUUCCAACGUUAGAUUCUGAUAACCAAAUAUUCGAUGGUAUAUUGUACAAACAGCUCCCCAUCUGCAACAUCCGUGUUUCUCACAACAACACUAUAUUUACGAUGACUGAUGCCAGUGGUACUGUGAAGAUUAUCAGAUCAUGUGGUAUGGAAGGCUUCAAGAAUACUAAGAAGGGAACCAAUAUUGCUGCUCAAACUACUGCAAUUGCUAUAGCUACUAAAGCCAUAGACAGAGGUUUCAAAACCAUCAGAGUAAGAGUGCAAGGACUGGGACCAGGCAGACUGGCGGCAGUCAAAGGCUUACAAAUGGGUGGUUUGAAUAUUGUCUCAAUCACAGACAAUACCCAUGUGUCAUGGAACCCUCCCCGACCUAGAAAAGCCAGAAGAUUGUAA